Messenger RNA from Zerene cesonia (dogface butterfly), 306 nucleotides. Its product is annotated as acylphosphatase-1-like. Bases 1 to 306 code for a protein of 101 amino acids. The record is from RefSeq and is a predicted model, not a curated record. Gene Ontology annotation, molecular function: acylphosphatase activity. The transcript has a single exon. NCBI's taxonomy places the organism in Eukaryota, Metazoa, Arthropoda, Insecta, Lepidoptera, Pieridae.
AUGGCUGGGAUUAAAAAAUCCAGCUUGAUUACUGCUGAUUUUGAAGUGUUUGGCAAGGUUCAGGGUGUAUUCUUUCGUAAGCAUACACAGAAAAAAGCUCAAGAGCUAGGUCUGAAGGGAUGGGUGAUGAAUACACCGCAAGGCACAGUCAUUGGUCAACUACAGGGGCCCCAUAACGCUGUGGAAGAUAUGAAAAUCUGGUUGCAGAAAAUCGGUAGUCCCAAGUCGAAAAUUGACAAAGCCGCUUUUCGGAAUGAAGGACCCAUCAAUAACACCGCAUUUAGGAGCUUCGAAAUACGACGAUAA